Messenger RNA from Pungitius pungitius (ninespine stickleback), 1264 nucleotides. RefSeq names its product BCL2 interacting protein 4 (gene bnip4). The transcript has 6 exons. Gene Ontology annotation, biological process: positive regulation of apoptotic process; mitochondrial outer membrane permeabilization. Lineage: Eukaryota; Metazoa; Chordata; Actinopteri; Perciformes; Gasterosteidae. The coding region runs from base 132 to 710 and encodes 192 amino acids. Gene Ontology annotation, cellular component: endoplasmic reticulum; nuclear envelope; mitochondrial outer membrane. The record is from RefSeq and is a predicted model, not a curated record.
UUGCGUCAUUGUUAUUGUGGUCGCGGCAGCUCCAGCAGCUGACGGGAGAUUUCGCCACCCCAACUGGUUUCAUUGCGGCCUGCCUAUAUCUGCCCCCCCCGCGCCCACGGAACGCCUCAAACACGGGGACGAUGUCGCUGCAGAAGGACAGGUCGUCGGACGAGAGCUUGCAAGGUUCCUGGAUCGAGCUGCAUUUCAGUGGCAAUGGCUCUCAGAGUGCGAGCCUUCCCCACGGGAGCCAGGAGCAAAUCCCCACGGGCGUCCAGGAGGUGGACGUGGAGCAAAUGCUGCUGGACGCACAGCACGAGUCGGGGAGAAACAGCUCCAAAGGAAGCUCCCAGUGCAACAGCCCACUUCGUGCCCAGACCCCCCUGCUUCUGUGGAGAGGCUCGGAGGCAAACAGCAGUCAGUCGGACGAAGACUUCCAAGAAAGAAGACGGGACGUGGAGAACAUGAUGAAGAAAAAUGCCGACUGGAUCUGGGACUGGUCUAGUCGACCCGAGAACAAUCCCCCAAAGGAGUUCCUGCUGAAGAACCCGAAGCGCUCGACCUCCCUCAGCAUUCGGAACACCAGCGUCAUGAAGAAGGGAGGCGUUCUGUCCGCCGACUUUCUGAAGCUCUUCCUCCCUUCGUUAAUCAUUUCUCACAUACUUGCUGUUGGCCUAGGGAUCUACAUCGGGAAGCGGCUGACCUCCCACAACACCUACUGAGUAGGAUGGCUGUGUGUUACGACACCCGGAUGUGACCGAACAUCUAAGCAUGCCUUUGAAAUGGGACCUUCCGAUGACUGACGGGGGGGGAGAGGAGAUGUGACCAAUUACGAAGCGGUCUAAUUUUGAUGGAGUGCUCCUUUUGGCUCACUCCAGCUCGGAGAGGAUCCGCCAUCGCUGUUUCACGGCGCCGAACCCGUGAACACAGCGGGGGCCGAUCCUCUGCUCUUAGCCGUAGUUGCUGCUGUGGCCCGGAGAUCAGUGUUCUGCUGCUUCCUGCUCCUUAAAUCUGCACGUUAGGGAAAUUUAGUGUACGCUGUUGCUUUUUUCAUUUUUUUUUUUGCUAAUAGAAGUCCCUUUAGAGUUGAAAAGAUCUAUCAAUUUUUUUUUUUUUUUUAUCAGCUGUGAAGGAUUGUUUGGACUUGUAAUUCAAUUUAAUGUGUCAUUAGUUGAGCCAAAGUGUUGUGCAGAUGUAAAUUGUGAUAGUAAAGCAUUAUUAAGCAACAAUAUGGACCAUUCUGUUCAUACGACAAAAAAUAAAAGUCUGAAAUACG